This is a messenger RNA of Astrephomene gubernaculifera, 3858 nucleotides long. NCBI's taxonomy places the organism in Eukaryota, Viridiplantae, Chlorophyta, Chlorophyceae, Chlamydomonadales, Astrephomenaceae. The record is from the annotation of a GenBank genome assembly.
CGCUCCCGCUCCCGCUCCCGCUCCCGCUCCGCUCCCGCUCCCGCUCCCGCUCCCGCUCCCGCUCCCGCUCCCGCUCCCGCUCCCGCUCCCGCUCCCGCUCCCGCUCCCGCUCCCGCUCCCGCUCCCGCUCCCGCUCCCGCUCCCGCUCCUGGGACCCAACACCAGCACCAGCAGCGCCAACAGCCGUCCGCGCAGUCGCGGCAAGCAGCGGCAGGCCGGUCCAGGGGCCCGGCAGCAGGGGGCCCUGCUCCCUGCCCGCCCCCGCCCCGGCCCCCGCCCCCUCAGGUGCUUCUGGACCGAGGGCUGGUCGCAGCGGACGCCCGAGUGGCCGCGCAGCUGACGGGACUGCCCCUGGGUGAGGAUGUGGGCGCAAUCAAGCUCUGUCCGCGCCACCGGCUGCUGGCAUAUACGCUGCCGGUUCGGGACCAACAUGACGUGUACUGCGCACUUGUACGGGAUACGGCAACAGGUCGGCUGCUGCUGCCCGGCGGGGUGGUUGGCGGGGUAGCGGGUGCGGGCGGGUUGGAGCUGGCUGCUGACGGCAGGUCGCUGCUGGUCACCCGGCCGGAUGCACUGGGCAGGCCCUGGCAGGUGGUUCUCCACGACCUGCACUGCGCCUCACCCCCGCGGGUGCUCCUGACCGAGAACGACCCGCGGUUCUUUCUUGCGCUGGGUCGCACCAAGGACUGGGCCUUCCUGCUGCUCAGCAGCAACUCCAAAACCAGCUCCGAAGUGCAUUUGCUGGACGCAGUGACCCCUGGGUCGGUCCCGCCGCGACUGGUGCAGCGCAGGAUGCCCGGUCUGGAGUACUUUGUUGAGCAUUUUGCAGCUGGUGAUAGUGCGAAUGGUGCUGGUGAUGCUGCUGGUGGUGAUGAUGGUGCCGCGGGGCGAUUGGUUAUUCUGUCCAAUUACGAUCCCAAGGUGCACCGAGAUAACGAGGAAAGCACCGGUGCUGCCGGCAACCGUGUUGACAGCGUUGGCGGCAGCAUCAGCUGCACCAGCAACAGCAUGAGCGCCGGCAUCGUCAGCAAUGGCAGCAGUACCGGCGGCGAGCUGCAUGUGUUUUCAGCUCCGGUGGGCACCCCUGGAGUGGCGCACUGGCAGCCGCUGCUGGGCCCCCGACCUGGGGUGGUGGUGACCGACCUGGACCUGUUCAGCGACUGCUGUGUGCUGUACGAGCGCCGCGAGGGGGUUCCCGCCGUUAGUGUCCUGCCGCUGGCGCCACUGCGGCUGCGGGGAGCCUCCGGAACCCUGGCAGCUGCAACUCCCUUCGAGGGGCCGACUGCCGCGGUGGUUCCUGUACAGGUGCCCCUGCCCCCCUGGGCCCUGCACCUCGUCCCCGGCAUCAACGCCGACCCGCACUCCCCCACCCUGCGCCUCACCGUCUCCAGCCCCCUGCACCCGCCAGCCACCUUCGACUACCACCUCUCAACAGGCCGGCUGGAGCUCCUCUCGCAGGAAGCAGCGCCGCCGGCAGCUCGGGAGCUGCUGCGUCGCUGCUCACUCGUACGGCUAAACGUGAUGACGUCACCUCGUACGUCAAUGUACGACAGCCCAAGCGACGGCGCCGGCAGCGGCGGCGGUCACCUUGCAGGCGAUGUUUCAGGGGGUGCUGUACACGUCCAAGUCCCCGUGACGCUUGUGUUGCCGCCUGGAGUGAAGCUCGUCCCCCAGUUGCGCAACAACAACAACGACAACAGCAACGACAGCAAUGGAAGUUCCACCUUUACAUGGCAGUUGGUGUCAGCAGGCUGUGAUGACGGUGGUGGCGAGGCACCAAACGGCUACGAAACCACAGCUGCAGCCGUGACGUCAACUUCCGGGGGGUCUGUGCCCAGGCCGCUGCUUCUCUCCGUGUACGGCUCGUACGGGCUACCGCUGGAGUGCGGGUACGACCCCACGCUGCUCAGCUUGCUGGGCCGGGGCUGGGUGGCGGCGAAGGUGCAUGUGCGGGGAGGCGGCGAGAAGGGUCGCGGCUGGCAUGUCGCGGGCCGCCGGGCCUCCAAGCGGGCCGGGGUGGAGGACUGCCUGGCUGCUGCGGAUGCGCUGGUGGCAGCGGGGCUCACUGCGCCGGGGCUGCUGGCGGGGCAUGCCAUCAGCGCGGGCGGUGUAGUCCUAGCCGCCGCACUCAACGCUCGUCCAGAUCUCUGGGGCGCUGCCGUACUGCGUUGCGCCUUCUUAGAGCUUCGGAGCAGUUGUACGGAUCCGCGAUUGCCGCUGACGGCGCACGAGUGGGACGAGUGGGGCGACCCAAGCGACCCACGGGACUGUGCGGCGUUGUGGGAGAUCUGUCCGUACGGCAAUCUGGAUGCGAGUGGCGGCAGCGGGGGCGGUUGGAGGGCAGCGGUGUUGGCGAGCUGUGCGGAUGAGGACCCGCGCGUGCACCCCGCCAUUCCCGCCAAGUGGGUUGCAAGACUGAGGCACCAGCUGCGCGCCACCACCGCCGCCGCCGCCGCCGGCGGAGGCGGCAACAGCUCUCGAAUGCCCGACGACGAUGCCGACGCUGUUACCGGCGACAGCGACGGCGACCGCGAUGUCAGCCCCUGGCGUCGUUUCCUGUCCCGCGGCAUUUGGAGGCCCAGAGCGGUUGCGGCUCGGAGACGUCGUGGCGGCGCUGCCGGCUGCGACGAUGACAAUGACACCAGCAGCAGCAGCAGCAGCAGUGGCGGAGAGGGCGUGCCGGGCGUGGUUGCCCCGUUGCUGCGGGUGUAUUGGGACGGUAGCGGGCACGUGCGAGUGGGGGAGGCGCAGGCGGCGGAGGCGGCGGAGGAGAUGGCGUUCCUGCUGCGGGUGCUGCCGUCACCACCGCCGCCGGCGCUGCUGCAGUCGACGUCAACGCCGCAGCCGACACCGCUGCAGCAGGCGCGGCAAUAGCAGGAGUGGCAGCAACAGCCGACAGCUGCAGCAACAUCCGCUGCCGUAUUCCGGUUCCCAGCAGCAGCGGCGAAUGAGGAAUGGGAUCCUUGCGUGCAUGCCGCUGCUUGGUGCUGCUGAAUGGUGGGGUGCAUGAUGAACGGGGCUUUACUGGUGUGAUGCUGGGAGGUGCUCGCAUGUGUGUUGCGACUAUAGGAGGCAGGCGAAGACAGAGCUUCGGGGAACAGGCGGUGCAGGGACCUAAGCAACGUGUGAGCAGCCUAACGUUGGGGCUUGGGAAGUCCCGUCACCCGGGACGGAAGGCAGGGUGGAAACCAAGUGCGGUGAGUAUGCUUCUCAGUGAUGCUAGUAAACCCCUGUCCGUAAUCGUGGAGCUCUUGGCAUGGUUGUUACGACCUGUAGCCCACGCUCAGAGCCGCCAGCUCGCUUCGGCGGAGCAUGCCAAAGAAACCCACCACGAGCCAGCAUGCAUCUUGGGAUCAGCGCCGCGCUUCACCCGGGUUCGUGUUGGCCUUGUGCCGGAGCAGCCCGACCGGACGCGGAUGGGCAGCGGUGCCUUCCGGCGUUUAGUGGCGCAGGCGUCUGCCGGUCGACUCUGCAACGCCUGCGCUAUAGUGCGCUUGACCCGCGGGUCGGCGCUAAUUGCUGCCUCUGCUGGGAGCCCCCGCGCGCGCUGCCAAUCCGCCAGAGCGCUCACGGUCCCAAGGAGUGUGGAGGGCGCCAAUAACGGCGACGAGUGCGUGAUGAAGAGGCAGACUAGGAAGCGGUUGAGGUCCUGGCCCCGGGCCCGUGGGAAACGGUUGAGGUCCUGGCCCCGGGCCCGUGGGAAGGCAUCCUGAUCGCUCAGGUGCAGAACAUCGACGCAGAACCUCAGGAACCGCUGGCGCCCCGCCUUCUAGGUGGCCGCAGACCGGGACUGCAUACCCAUGGUGUGGCCCGCCACCACACCUCCGUUCAGACUCCAGUGUAAGAGUUGUAUUUCAG